Molecule: messenger RNA, 1323 nt
Organism: Necator americanus (New World hookworm)
Lineage: Eukaryota; Metazoa; Nematoda; Chromadorea; Rhabditida; Ancylostomatidae
Exons: 8
Coding region: 1-1323 (440 amino acids)
Biological process (GO): protein ubiquitination
Cellular component (GO): nucleus
Molecular function (GO): ubiquitin protein ligase activity; protein binding
Source: RefSeq, a predicted model, not a curated record
AUGGAGGCAGAAGCGGAGAUUGAAGCGUUGCAAUCAAUCUUUGGAGACGACAUUACUGUUGAAGCAAACAGUGACCGUUCAGUAACAGUAGUUCGUAGAAAAGUUCGCCCGAACGGCGAAGAGGGUGUAUCGUCCGCUUCGGUUGUUGCCGAAUUCGAGUUGAGCUUGGAGUAUCCUGAAGUAUCACCUACAGUUCGCCUUCUGAACCCGCGGGGAAUUUCUGAGCAGUCGCACCAGCGACUGAUUGAAGAAGUUCGUCAACUUCUCUCUGAAAAUAUUGGAAUGCCUAUUAUUUACGACAUUCUACAGCACUGUGCUGACUUCAUCUUGGAACAUCAACACUCGUCUUCACUUCCUUGUCCAAUCUGUCUGUGUCCAAUGACAUCCACCAGCAUUUUUGGGACUCCGUGCGAUCACUAUGUCCACAGCGAAUGCUAUGAACUAUAUGUGGAAUACACUCGAAAAAUUCUUGGUGAUAAAUUAUUAGCCAGAGACUUCAAAAUGUGCAACGACCUCGACAGAUCACUCCGGUGUCCAGUUUGUCGCGAAGUGAUUCAAGAAGAAAUCGAGCCUCUACUGCAGCCCUCGCCUCCACCUAGGCGGAAAAACAACUCCAGUUUGGAUGGAAGCAAGACUACACCUUGCGAUCUCUUUCAUCAAGGAUCGGAAUGCGACUUCGAUUUCGACUGGAAACGGUGGCGUGAACAGCAAGAAUCUCUCAUGAAAAUCUACCAGCGACAAAAAGAGAAAGGUGGCAUAAUUGAUUUAGAAGAAGAACGGAAGAAGAACCUCAUAACGGAAGACACGGUGGUCGUAUUGGGCAGUGAGAUGGGAAAUCUGGAUGUGGAUCAGCUCUCUACAGGCGAGCCUGGACAACCACCGGAAUUUCCUGUUACGCAAAAUGCAGAUGUGGAUCUUCCCCCGAGUCUUGCGAACACUCUCCAAGCCAAUGCAACAUCCAAUACGUUUCGAAGAUAUCAAGAGGAAAACAUUUGUCGUUGUCGCGGUGGAGGCGGAGGCAGACGGACAUAUACAAGGCGACCGCAUGAGGGUGGACGGUACGAAUAUCGUUCGCAACAGAGGAGAGAUGUGCAAGAAAAGGUACAUGUAGCACCUUCAUCGAACGCCAUUCCAAACACUGAAGCGGUCUCCGCUCCCGCCGAAUGUGAACCUGAACAAUCUGUCGAAGUUAGACGAGCUGACAGGUUUCCAAAAGGUAGCAGUGCCGUUCGUCAGCAUCAGAGAGGCCGCGGCCGUUGGAGAAGAGACGGAUCAAGAGGUCGAGGUGAUCAAAAUCAACGAACUAGGCUAGAAAAUUUGUAG